AACCGNCGCCCCCCGCCGCUGCCGGGGGUGAGGUCCCAGGCAUGGCUGCGUGCGGCUGUAACGCGCUCCUGGCCGCGGCCAGGGCCAGUUUCAGGGGCUCGCAUCUCCUGGCGCACUCCAGCCCUCUGUGCUCGCCAGCCAUUGCUCUUGUCCAUCUGGUGGAUUCCCAGUUAACCUGCACUUCAAAAAGCCAGCCCUGGCCACGCCGUGCCUGCCUGGGCGCUGCCCUGCCUCACUCACCUGCCCACGCCUUGCACACCUCCACCAGCUCCUGGCAGCAGCUCCCGGGUGAAUCCCUGCCCCACCGGAGCCCUGGAAACCAGGGAGCUAAACCUGCUAAAAUUCUGACAAAGAUCACAGAGGCUCCUGCGGGAAAAAAGUCCUUGCGACAGAAAGCUGUGGAUGAGCUGAAGCAUUACUACAAUGGUUUCCACCUGCUCUGGACUGACACCAAGGUGGCUGCCAGGAUGGUGUGGAGGCUGCUGCACGGGCAGGUGCUCACCAGGAGGGAGAGGCGAAGGCUGCUGAGAACUUGUGCGGAUCUCUUCCGUCUGGUUCCCUUCCUGGUGUUUGUCAUUGUCCCCUUCAUGGAGUUUCUGUUACCUGUGUUCCUGAAGCUCUUCCCUGAAAUGCUGCCCUCGACAUUUGAGACGGAGUCAAAAAAGGAAGAAAAGCAGAAGAAGAAGUUAAAUGCAAAGCUGGAGUUAGCCAAGUUUCUCCGGGAGACCAUUACAGAGAUGGCCAAAAGGAACAAAGCAGACACAGGACAAGGGAAACAAUUCUCCUCUUACCUGCAUGAGAUCCGUCACAGCGGCCACCAGCCCAGCACGCAGGAGCUCGUGCGCUUCUCCAAGCUCUUCGAGGACGAGCUGACCCUGGAGCACCUGGAGCGGCCGCAGCUCGUGGCUCUGUGCAAGCUGCUGGAGCUGCAGCCCAUCGGCACCAACAACCUGCUGCGCUUCCAGCUGCUGCUCCGGCUGCGCAGCAUCAAGGCUGACGACGAGAUGAUUGCCAAGGAGGGGGUCAGUGGCCUGAACGUGUCAGAGCUGCAGAGCGCCUGCAGGGCCAGAGGGAUGCGGUCACUGGGGCUCACUGAGGAGCAGCUGAAGGAGCAGCUUGGGCAGUGGCUGGAUCUGCAUUUAAAGGAGAACGUUCCUUCUUCUCUCCUCCUGCUUUCCCGUGCCUUGUACUUAAUAGAUGUAAAGCCACAAUCUGUUCCCAUUCCACAGAACAAGACAGGCGAAGCUGCUGGAGUGGUGACAUCCAUGCUUGAAGGUCAGGAGACCCUCCUGGAUCCUGCCCCUGUUGUACAGGGAAGAAAGAGUGAAGAAUUUGUGUCCCAGCCAACAGAGAAAUUGCCAUUCUCAGAAGCGUCAGUGAAGCCUCCCCCACGAGAGACCAAAAUGGAAGCAUCCCAGAGCAGCAAGGCCGGUGCCAACGGAGCCUAACCUGGUGCCAGCCCUGGGAGGAAGCAGCUUCCAUCUCCUCACCUCCUGCAAAGGGAGCAGGGAUUUCCCAGGAGCCUGCUCUACACAACAAGGCAGUAGUCCUAAGGGCUCUCUCUCUGUCCCAGGCUUGUUAGCAGCUAGGCCACUGCUGUCUGGAUGGCCCCAGACAUCUCUUUUGUGCUGAAUCCUCACCCUGCUACUUUUAACUUAUGGUGUAAAUAUGUUAAUAAUGGUGCUGCUGUCUGUGCUGUUCCUGAGCAGGUGUUUGUGCUUAGCAAAGGCAGCUUUUCGUGUCAGAAUGGCCUGUGCACAGAACAAACUGGGCUGGGGGUCCAGCAAAGCUCAUUCUGCAGUGUGAAACCCUCUGCAGAAAUAUCCCCACGCACCCAGGGCCAGCAGCUUGUCCUGAGUGUUGCACCUCAGGCUCCUGGUCCUGAUUCGGGUGUUUUAACCAGUGACCAGCCCACAAGGAGCACGUGGCCACAGUUUUACUGAGGAGGGUAACCCAGGGAAGGAGGGAGCAGUGGUAGAACUGAUCCGAAGGAUUCAGAGCUUGCUGGACAGGAGCAGAGUGACAGGAACAGCCUGCACCUGUGGGUGUUUGCUUCCCCAGCGAGAGCUGUGCAGGUGCCACACACUGUGACAAAAUCAGAUUUGCACUUUCAGGAUCCCUCUGGGUCAUGUGAGGGAGCAGCCUGGGACCUGCACAGCUUUCCCAAGUGAGGUUAAUCCUUACCAGGCUCAGAAUACACUCCAAGCACUCUCCAUGCUUUGCAAAGUGACUCCUCACAUGCUCCAGUGGUGACUCAGUUUUUGCCAGACUCAGAGGAUACUGAAAAGCUGUUUUUAGCAUUUGUUAAUUUUUUUACUCCGUCCUUUGUAAAUGCUGAGAAAUUACUCACAUUAUGGAUUUUAAAUAUGUAUAUUUAUACUUACUGUAAAGUUAGAUUUGGUGCUAAGUAGGAAUGACAUGUCUCUUCCAGAGGUCAGACAGCCUUUAGACCAACCCGACUGAGAGCCAGUUCUCCAAGGUGAGAGCAGCACUUUAAACCUGAGGCUGCAGGCUCCUACAGCCUCACAGUCAGCUGGCAGGGGUUCUGUGCCCUUAGCUCUGUACCUGAACCUCUCCUUGUGCAUCCAGCCCGUCCACAGUGUUGGAUCUGUGUCUAAUAAAUGGGAGCAAAUGUUACUUCAAUAAAAUAACACCUUUGCUGUGGUGUCA
Molecule: messenger RNA, 2670 nt
Organism: Cyanistes caeruleus (blue tit)
Lineage: Eukaryota; Metazoa; Chordata; Aves; Passeriformes; Paridae
Gene: LETM2
Product: leucine zipper and EF-hand containing transmembrane protein 2
Biological process (GO): intracellular monoatomic cation homeostasis
Cellular component (GO): mitochondrial inner membrane
Molecular function (GO): ribosome binding
Source: RefSeq, a predicted model, not a curated record